AUGAGCACCCGCAUCACCCGCAGCGAAGCCCGCAGGACCAUGGAGAGCCAACAACCAGCCGAAGGAUCCAGCCCGGGGCGAGGACGGUCGACAUCCCGGCCCAUCCGAGUCCCGCGGCGGAUCCCGAAGAGAGGUGUUCCGGAGCCUGUCUUAAGCUCGGACAGCGACGUCCAGGUGGUAGAUGACGAGCCGGGCAGACAAAGAAGAUGGCGGAUCCGGAGGGCGGUUGACCGCAGCAACGGCCAGAUCCCGACAGGCAAUGCCGAGGUGGAGUGGGCUAGCAAGGAGCCACCCCAGGACCAACCGCCGGUCGGAGACCAGGCCAAAAUGGCCAACGAAGAACCAUCCGAGGCCCCAACAGCGCCGGACGAGAAAGGACCCACGCAGCCUCAGGAUCGGCCGAAACCCAGCGACUAUGCCGACAUCAUCAUCGCGGCAACCUGGGAGAACCGUCGACGGUGCGAGGAGUGGCGCAGGAGCGAGGAGCGGCGCAGGAGCGAGGAGCGGCACAGGAGCGAGGAGCGGCGCAGGAGCGAGGAACAGCGGCGGAAACAGAUGGAGGAGUCGCCAGAAUGGCAGGCGCGACUGGAAGAGGCCGAGGAGGAGGAGCGGCAGCUGUGGGAAAACCCGGGGUACCCGCCCACGCCGCGGUACAUGCCCGAGCCCUGCGUCCAGCCGCCCGAAGUGGCAGUAGAAUGGGCACCAUCGCCGCCGCGGUGGAUGUCCGAAGUGCCGCCGACGCCGCGGUACGAGGGCUCACCCAGGUGGAGGCCCGCACGGCCACCCACGCCGCGCUUCGAGCCGACGCAACAGACCGAGAUGCCGCCGACACAAGUCGAGGCGCCGAAGCCGCAACAGCCCGAGAUGCCGCCGCCGCCAGUCGAGUCGCCAAAGCCGCAGCAGCCCGAGACGCUGCCGCCGCCACAACCCGAGCCGCCACGGCCGAAUCCCGGGGAGCACCAUGUCCGCACGGACAUCCCGGCGGCGCACGUGAGCCACAGUGCGCGCGCGUUUGUGAUCGACGGUGUGCGGUGGCGGCAACAGACGAUCACCUGGACAUGGCCGGAGGGACCCGCGGAGGACGCGACUGCGGGGGAGGAACCACAGAUCUGGGAGGAGGUGGAACCGCGGGUGAGCCCAAGGGAUCCGAGGGUCCGAGGCAGACCCGAGGCAACGGCGACGCAGAACCCGGGAUCGACGACGCCGGCACCCGCAACACCUGAUUCCUGGAAGCCACCGACGCCGAGCACCGGGCCAGCGACACCCGCGUCACCGCACUCAGGAGCAGCCGCAGACAACGCGACGAGAAAGGACGAGCCGCUGGAGAGGGGCCCAUGGGUGUGGCCGGAACCGCUGGCCGGUCAGCGGCCACCGUGGAAGCGGCAACAUUCCGCGCCGGAGGUCGUCGGAGAGGUCGCGAGGCCGAAACUGAUGCGGCAGACGUCGGCACCCGAGGGUCAGCGGCGGUGA
This is a messenger RNA of Drosophila takahashii, 1470 nucleotides long. NCBI's taxonomy places the organism in Eukaryota, Metazoa, Arthropoda, Insecta, Diptera, Drosophilidae. The record is from RefSeq and is a predicted model, not a curated record.